GCGCCGCCUGACCGCUGGGUGUCACUGUGGCGCUGUGUCUGAAAGCCGCUGCUUCUCUCUCUGCUGCUCCUGUCAGAUAAUCACUGUCCGUGUUCCCUGUUGCGCUGCGGCGGAGUUCAGACUUUGAAAGUCCCAUUAAUGCAGUCUUUGAUCAUGAAGAGCUCCAAAGAGGCCGUACAGUCCGCUGCCAAAGAGUUCCUGCAGUUUGUUAACAGAGGAGUGUCUCCAUAUCACGUGGUUGAAGAAUGCAGGCAGCGUCUGUUGGAGGCAGGAUUCAUCGAGCUGAAGGAGACGGAGCAGUGGGACAUCAAACCGGCCAGCAAGUACUUUGUGACCAGGAACUUCUCCAGCCUUAUCGCCUUCGCUGUGGGCGGACGCUACCUGCCAGGAAACGGUUUCUCCAUGAUCGGAGCCCACACAGACAGCCCCUGCCUGCGGGUGAAGCCGAGGUCUAAGAGGACGAAGCAGGGCUGUCUGCAGGUCGGGGUGGAGUGCUACGGUGGCGGCAUCUGGAACACCUGGUUUGACCGUGACCUGACCAUCGCCGGCCGAGUUAUGGUCAAGAGUGACGGCAAGCUCGUCCACCGGCUGGUUCACGUCGCCAGGCCUCUGCUCAGGGUCCCUCACCUGGCCAUCCACCUGCAGCGGGACAUCAACGACUCCUUCGGCCCCAACAAGGAGAACCACCUCGUGCCCAUUAUCGCCACCGUUGUCCAGGAGGAGCUGGAGACAGGCAGUGCUUCCUCUGGAGACGCCUCCUGUGCUGCCAGCACGGCAGAGAAACACCAGCCAGCGCUGGUGAAGGUGCUGUGUUCGGAGCUUGGCGUCAAGCCUGAAGCCCUGCUGGACUUUGAGCUCUGUCUGGCUGACACUCAGCCUGCGGCUUUGGGAGGUGUGUAUGAGGAGUUCAUUUACUCUCCUCGUCUGGACAACCUUCACAGCUGCUACUGCGCCCUGCAGGGGCUGAUGGAGUCCUGCUCCGGAGACUCUCUGUCCAAAGAUCCCAACGUCCGCAUGAUCACUCUGUACGACAACGAAGAGGUGGGGUCAGAGAGCGCUCAGGGUGCUCAGUCCAACCUGACGGAGCUCAUCCUCAGCCGCCUCGCCUCCUCCUCCUCCAACCUCACCGCUUUCCAGCAGGCGGCGCCGCUCUCCUUCAUGAUCAGCGCUGACAUGGCGCACGCCGUCCACCCCAACUACCAGGAGAAACAUGAAGAGAACCACCGACCAUCUUUCCACAAGGGCCCGGUGAUCAAGUUCAACAGUAACCAGCGCUACGCCACCACCGCCGUCACCGCCUCCGUCGUCAGGGAGGUGGCCAGCCGGGUUGGCGUACCUCUGCAGGACGUGAUGGUGCGUAACGACAGCCCGUGUGGAACCACCAUCGGACCCAUCCUGGCCGCCCGCCUCGGCGUCCCCGUGGUCGACAUCGGAGCGCCGCAGCUCUCCAUGCACUCCAUCAGGGAGAUGUGCUGCACCUCCAGUGUCCUGCAGAGCACCACCCUCUUUAAGGGUUUCUUCGAGUUGUUCCCGACAGUGAGGAGCACGCUGGUCGUCGAUUAGAGCCGGGAAAGAAAAGGACCACGCGUCAUUUUCAACAUAAGAGACCAUUAGGAGUCAACGUUAAAGAACAGCGCUGUUUGUGUUGGAAAUGACAAAUCCUUUUUGUGCACCUCCAUUUUAAAACCCUGUAAUUAGAAUGAAAAUCACAUACAGAGAUUACACAAGCACUUCUUGAUCUUUCUUAUGAAAUGAAGUUGUUUACAAAAUAAUAAAAGACUUUAAAAUCUU
Molecule: messenger RNA, 1791 nt
Organism: Lates calcarifer (barramundi perch)
Lineage: Eukaryota; Metazoa; Chordata; Actinopteri; Centropomidae
Gene: dnpep
Product: aspartyl aminopeptidase
Exons: 15
Coding region: 139-1563 (474 amino acids)
Biological process (GO): proteolysis
Molecular function (GO): zinc ion binding; aminopeptidase activity
Source: RefSeq, a predicted model, not a curated record